AGAUAAUUUGAUGGGAUGCACAAAGAUAAAUAUUACAUGAGAUGAACUUACGCCAUGUUUACCAAUCUGCAAUUUAAAAUUGGUGCAAUCCUAAUCGGAUUAUAUUGAUGAAUCAAUUGGGCCUCAAUUAUAAACGUAAUUAAAUUGCUUUUGAUGACAUUUACAUAGACAUUUUACAAGCAUAAUCUGAUUAUGAUUGAGGUUGUUUACUUUGCAAUGUAUUUGAAUGAAUAACGUAAUCUAAUAGACCUCCGGUCAUUAGACAAUAUAUAAGGAAGAGAAAGAGAGAUGGUGAAUUAAAUGUAAAGAAUGAAUUGAGUUUGUUACUGAGGAUGGGGUGUGUAAGUGUGGGCCCAAGAGGAAAGAUUCGGUUAGUUAGACAAAUUGGUUAUUUAAGAUAGUGAGGAAGAGAGGUUGAGCAUCUUUUUGCAUUGUAUUGAGUAGAGCUCAUAGAGCUUGUAAGGGAAGAGGGUCUCGGCUCCCUUAGCAAUUUUGCCUAAAUAGUAAAUAUAUAAAUCAGAGUUCUAUCAUAAUCUUACAAUUGUAGUUACUAUAUUUAGGGUCAAUCAAUACAUCUACCUAAUCUCAUAGGUCCUAUGUAAUCAAUACAUCUACCUAAUUUUAUAGGUCUUACAUCUACCUAAUUUUAUAGGUCCUAUAUAAUUUUCAAACGUAAUCUAAUUCUGCAAUCGGAUUAUAUUUAUCAAUUACAGAUUUAAUAGUAGACCUUAAAACGAGAGUUAAACAACACCUUAUAAACAUGCCUUCCAGAAUUUAUAAACGAGAGUUAAAUAUUUCAUCUCGUUUGAGAUUCCAGAAUUUUCCCCACCACUAACCUUUGUUUAUACGUCUUUCUAAUACAACAGUUUCAUUUUUGUAUCAAUUAAUUGAACCAGCCAAUGGGAUUAGCUUGGCAAAAGUGAUUUCGGAUUGCCUUUUUCAAAUUUUAAUUUCAGUGGUUUCUUUCAAAUUCAAGACUUUUCUUCCCCAAAACCCUUUAUGCUUUUCUAUAUAUCCCAGUCCAACAAUGAAGAAAAAGAAGGGGAAAAAAAAAAAAAAAAAAGAAAGAAACCCCAUUUUCCAUUUCCAUCAUUAUUCCUUCUCUUCCUCUUUUCAUGAUGAUGCAUAGCCACGGCGGUGAUGGCGAAGUAGUAAUCAACAAACAGGUGAUUUUAAAAGACUAUGUCACCGGCCGUGCCACUGCAAAAGAGUCGGAUCUCGAAGUGAUCUCCAAUAGAACCAUUAAAUUGAAGGUUCCCCAUGGCUUCAAUGGAGUUCUUCUAAAGAAUCUCUACCUUUCCUGUGAUCCUUAUAUGCAUGCUUGUAUGAACAAAUUCGAAAAUCCCUCCAUUGAUAUUGUUUCCUUCACUCCUGGUUUGCCUAUUAGGGGAUAUGGAGUUGGGAAAGUUGUGGAUUCUGAUCAUUCCAAGUUUAAGAAAGGAGAUUUUGUGUGGGGGCAGACAGGUUGGGAAGAAUAUUCUCUACUUUCAUCCUCAGAAGUAGAAGCUCUCUUUAAAAUUGAUCACACUGAUGUUCCCCUCUCUUAUUACACAGGAAUUCUUGGUGUAAGCGGGAUGACUGCUUAUGCUGGUUUCUUCGAGAUUUGUUGUCCUAAAAAAGGAGAAUAUGUGUUCGUCUCAGCUGCAUCUGGUGCAGUUGGUCAACUUGUUGGCCAAUUCGCCAAGUUAAUGGGAUGUUAUGUUGUUGGCUGUGCUGGUAGCAAACAAAAGGUUGAUUUACUGAAGAACAAACUCGGGUUCGAUGACGUUUUUAACUACAAAGAAGAGCCAAACUUGGAAGCUACUCUAACAAGAUGCUUUCCUGAAGGAAUAGACAUUUACUUUGACAAUGUUGGAGGGAAGAUGUUGGAUGCUGUUCUUGUUAAUAUGAGGAGGAAUGGCCGUAUUGCUUUGUGUGGGAUGGUAUCUGAGUUCCAAAAAGACAAUCCUGAAGGUGUUUAUAAUUUGAUUUGCGCUAUAGGACAACGUGUUCGUUUGGAAGGGUUUAUUAUGAACGAUUACUUGCAUCUCUAUCCUAAGUAUAUGGAUUUUGUUUUGCCUCCCAUAAGGGAAGGAAAGAUUGUAUAUUUGGAAGAUUUAGCUUUUGGCCUUGAGAAUGGUCCAUCCACUCUCAUUGGCAUCUUGUCAGGUCGCAAUGUAGGUAAACAAGUUGUUGUUGUUGCAAAGGAUGACUAAGCCUGUUUAGAAUGACUCGGCUUAAAUGCUUUUAAGCAUUUGGAAAGACAGUCUAAACAAGCUCUACACAUCCGUUUAUGUCAUUUAGAAGACAAAAGAGUGUAAAAACAAAUAUAAUUAUAAUGUUA
Molecule: messenger RNA, 2323 nt
Organism: Benincasa hispida (wax gourd)
Lineage: Eukaryota; Viridiplantae; Streptophyta; Magnoliopsida; Cucurbitales; Cucurbitaceae
Source: RefSeq, a predicted model, not a curated record